AUGGCCGGCACCCUCUCCUUUUUCCAUGCCACUUGUCGCCGGCCCCACGACGCCGUUGCCGAUACUCCCGACACGAUGCUCGCGAUGACGACCACGAUCGUGCCGGCCCGCGCUCCGGUCCGCGCUCCACGCGCCGCCGCCCUCUCCUCCCGCGUCGCCGCGCCACUCGCGCCGCGAUCGCUCUCCGGGCCGAAUCCCGGGCGAACACCGACGUUGGUCACCGCGGCGGGUCCCGAGGAGUUCUCCUCGGCUCCCGCGCCCUCUCUCGACGCUGCUCCGACUCCCGGCGGCAUGUCCAAGACCCAGGCCGCCAAGCUCGCCGCCAAGCAGGCCAAGAAGGCGGCCAAGAAGCCCAAGCAGGCGCAGAUGCAGAAGCCCAAGCGCCGCAAGGCUCCGUCCGGCGAGAAGAAGGUGGAGAUGCCGCCGACCGAGGCUGAGCUCGCGGCGUCCGCCAAGUACGACGCCAUGCUCGAGGAGGGCGCCAUCGUCUACGAGUGCUUCAUCCGCGCCAAGGGACCCAACCAGUGGUUCCCCGUCGGCCCCAUGGCGGUGAAGCAGGACUGGAUGAUCGUCCCGGAGAUGUGGAAAGCGGAGGACGCGAUGAAGAAGGCUGGCUUCAAGAUGUACCCCGCGCUGAUGCGAGCGCCGUGCUUCGGCAACGUCGAGUACGGGUACAGGGCACGGGACGACGAGAAGAAGGUGACGGAGGAGCAGAUCCGCGAGGCCAAGGACCCGCGGACGGGAGCGCGGGACCGCCGAGCGCGGGGAUCAUGGAUCGGCUGAACAAAUGGAUGAACCCGUACGGCACCGGCAAGGAGAAGAGCAAGUAAUAAGUGUUAUAGAUAAUAAGAGUCACUCCUCGGGGACGU
Messenger RNA from Micromonas commoda, 869 nucleotides. RefSeq lists its product as hypothetical. Lineage: Eukaryota; Viridiplantae; Chlorophyta; Mamiellophyceae; Mamiellales; Mamiellaceae. The coding region runs from base 1 to 783 and encodes 260 amino acids. The transcript is spliced from 2 exons. The record is from RefSeq and is a predicted model, not a curated record.